Messenger RNA from Marmota monax (woodchuck), 510 nucleotides. RefSeq names its product tubulin polymerization promoting protein family member 2 (gene Tppp2). NCBI's taxonomy places the organism in Eukaryota, Metazoa, Chordata, Mammalia, Rodentia, Sciuridae. Gene Ontology annotation, molecular function: tubulin binding. The record is from RefSeq and is a predicted model, not a curated record. The transcript is spliced from 3 exons. The coding region runs from base 1 to 510 and encodes 169 amino acids. Gene Ontology annotation, cellular component: microtubule. Gene Ontology annotation, biological process: microtubule bundle formation; positive regulation of protein polymerization; microtubule polymerization.
AUGGCAUCAGAAGCAGAGAAAACAUUCCAGCGAUUUGCUGUCUUCGGAGAAUCAUCAAGCAGUGGCACUGAAAUGAACAACAAAAAUUUCUCUAAACUGUGCAAAGACUGUGGCAUCAUGGAUGGCAAGGCAGUCACCUCCACUGAUGUGGACAUCAUGUUCAGUAAAGUGAAGGCCAAGAAUGCCCGAACCAUCACAUUUUCAGAGUUUCAAGAGGCAAUGAAGGAGCUGGGCCAGAAGCGGUUCAAGGGGAAGAACCCAGAUGAAGCCCUGCAGGCUGUUUUUAAACUCAUGGAAGGCAAGGACCCUGCCACCACUGGAGUUACUAAGGCAACAACAGUAGGUGGAGUAGAUCGUCUGACAGACACCAGCAAGUACACCGGUACCCACAAGGAGCGCUUUGAUGAAAGUGGCAAGGGCAAGGGGAUUGCAGGACGGGAAGAAGUGACUGACAACACUGGCUAUGUGAGUGGCUACAAGGGUGCUGGCACCUAUGAUAAGAAGAAGUAG